AUGCAGAGAUUAGAACGUGAAAAUGAAAUUGAAUUAGAUCGUGUUCGAGCUUAUAAAUCUGAAACAGAACAGUUACGUAGUAAAACAUUAUCAGCUCCAUCAGGUCAAGCAAGUCGAAAUAGAACGAAAGAUAUAUUUAACAUCCUUGAACCAUCAAUUAAUUAUGUGUUGAAGAACGACGAUGUGCAAGUUGCACUUAAAUGA
Molecule: messenger RNA, 204 nt
Organism: Didymodactylos carnosus
Lineage: Eukaryota; Metazoa; Rotifera; Eurotatoria; Philodinida; Philodinidae
Source: the annotation of a GenBank genome assembly